This is a messenger RNA of Protopolystoma xenopodis, 933 nucleotides long. The record is from the annotation of a GenBank genome assembly. NCBI's taxonomy places the organism in Eukaryota, Metazoa, Platyhelminthes, Monogenea, Polystomatidea, Polystomatidae.
AUGCUGAAGAAGGUCCGUACCGAUCCCCUCCACUCUCUGCCGUCCGAGUUCAUCCGGCCGCUCUGUUUUUCCUCAAUUUCCCCAAUCACAGCCGACCCUUGUGCUCCCCAACGCUUUGCCGGACGCAUCGUUGCCGCGGCCGAAAUACAUGCUACCGGUCCGACAGUCCGUUUGUCCGGACCGCGAUGUUGGACGUCCAUUCGCUUAAGGACAAGCAAACACGACUUCGGCAAAAAGUCCGCUGCCUCCGAGUCCCUCUGCCUUGCCGACUAUGACGGUCUUGCAGUUAUGCGUGAUGCAAUGUGUGCAUUUGGGCUGGUGGACAGGAGCGCGACCGACAGAGUGAAAGCCCACUUUCUAGCUGUACCUCCACCAACCGAUCAGCUCAAGAGCUGUACCAGAGUGGGCGAAUCAGGCCUGCCUCGAGGAGCCAUGGCGACGCGUUAUGAUGGCCUAUUGCGCCUGGACUGUAGGACAUUGAUAGAACUGUUGGUAUUCGAGCAAGUCGCAAAGGUGCCAUCUGGUCGUGCGCGAUUGGUUCCACGAGUCGGUGAGUCGAGGGGUCCUUCAGAAGGACCAAGACGGGACUCGAGUGUACACCCAUUCAUCUGCCUGCAAUUUCGCCUCUCUCUCUCUGUCUCUCUGUCUCUCUCUCAUCCACCAUCGUCGGCUCAAAUGGUCGCCACAGACUCCCGUUGCUCCGUUUUGUCUCCAGUUCCAAGUCGGGCAAGGAACGGACGUGUUGGAUGGAGGGGAGAUUUGCAGACUCUUGGCUCACCCACCUCUUGGGCGAAUUUAACGCUCUCAGGUGGAGGCGAUCAUGACAAGUACAGCUUUUCUGAGGGUCAUUUAGCUGCCGAAACCACCAAUGGAAUGCGACACUUACGUGAAGCCGGUGAGGAACUGGCUUCACUGGACCCUGACACCCCGUAA